GAAUAACAUCUCUCUUUUGUCUUGGUUUUUUUAUUUUGCUAAUUAGUCUUCCAGUUAAAACAACUUCAAUCAUCAUUACGAAAUUUAUCCCCUUUCUACCCAAGUUGAAGGACAGCCGGACGUAAGUUCAGAGUUGAUGGGUGUCAACAACGUCGCAGUGCUGAUUAUUAUCGAAUCAGAAUUAUGGAGGUUACUCCUUUGGAUGUAGAAGAAUUUGACCCCAGUACUGCGACGACCCUGUUGGAUCUUCCAGACUCUCUAAUUCUCAAAGUAUUCAGCUAUCUCAACAAGUUUAAGGAUAUCGGAUCUCUAGCAAAAACCAAUUGGAGGUUUAAUGGUAUUUGUGAUGAUGAGAUUUUAUGGAGGAAUCUUUUCCAUCGGCAUUUUCACGUGGGAGUUGGUCUAUUUCCAGGACCUUCAUAUUACGCAAGUUGGCGAAGUGAAUUUCGUCGACUGAUUGAUGAUACGCCGUCUAUUGAGGUGGAGGAGGUGAUCAAACACACUGAUCAAGUGCUUCAUGUGUCAUUUUCCCACGAUGGAAAACGAUUCGCCACAUCCGCUAAGGACGGCCAGAUUGUGGUUUGGAGGAGUGGACAUCCGGUGAGGGAAGAGUUCUCGAAAAACAUGAAAUUUUUCAGUUGGAAGUACACCCAGUUUUCCCAGUUUAACGAAUCCGAUACACUUUUGCUUGUUUCUGGCGUACUAUUCGGACAUCACAGCACUUCAGGAGAGAUUUGCGUUUUAAGUUUAAAAGACGGAUUUCAACUGCAAUGCAGAGUUCAGAGCAAGCCUUACGAUAUUUUUGGAACUUGGUACUCUGACAUGUUUUUUCUCUCUGGUAAACACCAAUGGUUAAAUAAUAUGGUCAGCAAGUCAGUUAUUUGGCUGAAUAUGGCUUCUCAGGAAUCACAAUCCGAACACGCUGCUGUCAUAAACGAGCUGUACACUUUCUAUAAUCCAAAAGCCUCGUCGGUCCGAUCGUUAAUGAUCGCUAAUUGUGUGGAUGGUCCAGAAGUUGAUGGAAACUCCUCGCCGCAGGACAAAAAUAUGCCAAAGGACAGGAAACCUUCAGAAUCUCCGUCUUGUUCCAAAGAUACCAGAACUGGAAACCCACUCUCCAGUCUUCAAACAGAACGUCAAAAUCUGUUCCAAAUUAAUUCGCAAGAACAUCAAGGUCCAGCAGCAGGGUUGCAGGAUCCAAAUUGGCAACAUCGGGAUAACAUUGCAAAUAUUGAUUACUCGGAAGAAUUCAGGAACACGAGACCAUAUUCCUACCGAAAUGAGACGCCUGGCGUAGAUGAAAGUUUGUCUGGUGGAAUAAUGAGAGGUGGUCGAGGAGGAACGAGUACGACUUCUUCAUCCAUGGAAGACUUACUUUACAGUGAUGACAUGGACGCUGUGGAGGAUGACGCAACAUCUUCUUCUACUAGUCCAGAUGAGGAUAAAAACAGGAGGGGAGCUUCGGUAGAAGAAGAUUAUAUUUUGGACGGUCGCGAAAAGCUCUUAAUUUUCACGUGUAGCUCUGAAACUUACACCCCUCACAGGAUUGGUUUUAAGAGAAUAAAGCCAAUGACCUUUAACGGCAGAAUUGAUCCUGGUCCUAGCGUGAGAGAGAGGAUUGAAGAGUACAAGAGGAGGAGGCAGAUGGAAUUGGACGGCGUGGAUGAACCAGACAUUAACUGGGCAAAUUAUGAAGCUGUUGCUGAUAGAUUUGAUAAGGUCGACCACAUUGUUGAUUUACACGGUCACAUUAUUGGAAUGGCACUCUCACCUGACCAUCGCUACCUUUAUGUAAAUAGUCGUCCAUGGCCGGAAGGCUACACAAUUUCCAAUCCUCUGGACCCUCCUCCCAUUGCGAGCGAAAUUGACAUUCAUGUCAUUGACUUGAAAACGAUAACCCAAGUGGGGAGGAUGCGUCAAGCACAUCGAGCCUACACUCCGAACGAGGAAUGUUUCUUUAUAUUUUUGGACACGUGUGACAAGUUUGUGGCGAGUGGAGCGGAAGACAAGCACGGCUACGUUUGGGACAGGCAUUACGGAAUCUCUCUGAUUAAACUCCCACACAACGAUGUCGUUAACUCUGUGGCCUUCAAUCCUAUGAAUUCUCAUAUGCUCGUCACUGUGUCGGAUGAUAAUACCAUUAAAAUUUGGAGAUCACGGGCACAAUGUCGGCGCCUCGGACUAGAUGUCCCCACAAUGAAAAAAGGGACAACGCUAUACGAUUUAAGAAAAGGGCGAGUUUCUACCAAGGUGUCGUGAUUAGCUCACUAAUAUUACUUUAGGUGUUUAAGCUCGCUCAUAUUCGAGUCCAAUUUCAUCUCCGUUUUGGUCUAGUCGGAUGCAGUGCGUGCUUAACUCGUGUUAUUUUUUACUCGUAACAUUUUUAUAUGAAAUAAUCCAGUGAAUUUAUUAUAACUGUGGUGCUACUAAUACUCUCACUAAUUAUUCCUUAAUACCAAGCCGACAGUUUCGGUUUCUUAUUCAGUUCACAAGCGUACUUAUUUGAUAUGUGUGCUGAGAGUGUGAUUUUACUAAUAUCAGUUAGUAACCGGUAGUUAGUAAUUUAAGCCGUCCAGAACGGAUAAUCCUGUAAAUCGAAAGCUUUAACAAGGACGGAUAUACGAAUUGAGCCGCACGGAAUUAUCUAAAUUAUAUAUUAUGCAUGUGUCGAUGAGCGAGUGAAUGAGUGGCUUGCGCCCAUUUCUAUUUUGUAUAAAACUCGGAUUAUUAUUUGAAAUGCUAAGAAAGUCCAAAAGUGCCCGGAAACAGAAGAAUUAAUAAUUAAUUACAUACUGAAAAUCGAAAUCAUCGAUCUUUUAGAGCUUUAAUAAUAUGUAAAUUGUUGUGUUGCUGAAUAAAUCAGAGGAAAAUAAUAAAGAUACUAAAAAUGCA
Molecule: messenger RNA, 2892 nt
Organism: Folsomia candida
Lineage: Eukaryota; Metazoa; Arthropoda; Collembola; Entomobryomorpha; Isotomidae
Gene: Fbw5
Product: F-box/WD repeat-containing protein 5
Exons: 11
Coding region: 184-2259 (691 amino acids)
Biological process (GO): protein ubiquitination
Cellular component (GO): Cul4-RING E3 ubiquitin ligase complex; SCF ubiquitin ligase complex
Molecular function (GO): protein binding
Source: RefSeq, a predicted model, not a curated record